Messenger RNA from Beauveria bassiana ARSEF 2860, 2931 nucleotides. Its product is annotated as C6 zinc finger domain-containing protein. NCBI's taxonomy places the organism in Eukaryota, Fungi, Ascomycota, Sordariomycetes, Hypocreales, Cordycipitaceae. The transcript has 2 exons. The record is from RefSeq and is a predicted model, not a curated record. The coding region runs from base 1 to 2931 and encodes 976 amino acids.
AUGUCUGCGCCCUUGCGCGCUCAUCAUCCGCUACCGCCAUCUCAUCAGCAUCCUUCUCCCGCUCCCGUUGGCCAGCAGUCCUAUCCACUCACGUACCCGACAAGCCUUCCGUUCAUUCCCGGGCAUGGUCUUCUGCACCAUCCUGACAUCGAACGUCAAGAUCGCGUUCAAGAGGCUCUUACUCCCAUUCAUGAACACUAUCAUCCUCCGCAGCCUCAGCCGCAACAGCUGCCGCCUCACUCACCAGCGCAGCCGCGUUACCCUCCAUAUUUCUCAAGAGACCCCUUCAUACAGCGAGAAGACCCUGAAAACAACCGUUGCCAGGACUCGGCCAGCGAUGGCCUCGGCGGCAGCGAUGGCUCUGCGUCGCAUUUCUCCACCCCUCCCUCUCAUCCGCAUACUUAUUCUUUCGAGCCUCAGCACCAUGUCAACUACAAAUACAGGUCGCAGCCUACCGCGACAUAUUCGAACUGUCAUCACCCUGAGCCUUCGGCAUACAUGCAGCCUCGCCAAGCGGACGAAAGCCAGAGCCAAUCUGCCUAUAGUACAUUUUCCGGAGACCAACCGAUGGAUGGCGGCUUCACCGACAAAACUCACUCUGAUAUCCUCAAAGGCUUGGCCAUGAUGGAAACUCAGCUAACCACCCUUAUUCAACAGUUCCCGCGGAUGGACGAACGCCUCACAAACAUUGAAUCUGUGCUCGAAGCUGAUGCAAAUCUCAAACUGACCCCGGUGGCUAGGGGGAAGCCGACGACGGACGAUCAGCACAAGACAGGGCGUACAUCGUUCACCGAAGAGAAAGUCACCGAGUCCUCAUCGCAAGACGCCGUUGCGGCGGAUCCCGACCAAAUGAUCUGGCCCGAGGACGAAGUCGAGGCCAAGCCCGGCCCUCCGCCACCUCUAAGCGAGCCUGCCAUCCCUAUGAACCACACCACGCCAGCCGGUCUUUUACUGAACUGGCCCUCUAUUCGAGAGCUGACAAAGCAUCACCUUGAACGGGAAGGCUUGGGCUAUGUGGGAGAAUAUCCCAUCAGUCAAGAACGAAAUCGAGGUUUAUUGAUCUUGUACGGGCGUAGCGAGGACAACAGAAUGUCGCGAAAGAAGCGCAAACGCGAACAUGACCAGCAAAGUGUUGACAUGCUUGGCGUCUCUUGCGACUCUCCAUCAGCUUCCACGGCGACCGAAGCGGCGGAUUGGGGUACUGUGGGUCGCUCUAGCCUAUAUGAUCAGGUCGGUCAUCGAAGCGCUAUUCUCGGCCCCGAUGACGAUCCUGACUUUUCCGAGGCCAAGAUAUGGUCGUAUGUCAAGACAUUCGAGGAAAACAUUCUCAACAUGCAUCCAAUCGUGCAACCUCGGAUACUUCAUCAAUGGGUACGCCAGUUCCUCGAUUCUCUUCCAUUACCAAGAAGUCAAUACAGCAACAAGCUCAGCACGGCUUGGGCCGUUAGCAGCUCUAUGGAGUCUACUGGUUCGACGCGCAAGAAGCCAUCCCCGGCGCCGAACAUUACAGAGAUCUCAUCGGCGGCAUCAUCAAACCCCAGAAUAGGCCGACUAGAUCGAACGAUAAAUACGGCGCUCGUCCUGACCGUAUUGGCACUCGGGAAAGUAUGCCAGCAUCGAGACUAUGUGCCUGACGCCCUGUACAUGGUUGAUCCAAUGCUUCACGGAAACGGAAGUUUUCAUCUCAGUGGUACGCCUCCAUUAUCAAAGAGCUCGUCGCCUGGGGCUGUGUCGCGUUCGCAGUCAUCAAGCUUGGCUUCGCCUUCGAAUCAGGAUCAUCUAUAUCAUAGCCGCCGUUCUUCCCUGGCAGGCAAUACUCGACCGGGACUAUUGGCAAAGAAUUACGAGAACAUUCCUGGCCUGGAAUACUUUGCCUUUGCAACCGACAUCCUGGGCAACCACCACAGAUCCUACAACAACAUGAAGAACAUGUAUGCUUACAUCUUUGCUGGUCUCUUCCAAGGUCAACUCGGGCGACCUUUGGAGAGCUUAUCAUUCAUACAAAAGGCCAGUCAUAAGCUCCAGGUAAUCAUGAAACCCAGCUUGGAAAAGCUCAAGAGUUUCAAAACCACGCAAGAGUUUAUCAAAGAUACCAAGUGUAAUCAGCUUUCGUUGGCGUUCUGGACCUGCCUGCAAUUGGAAAGUGAUUUACUCGCUGAACUUCCUCUUCCACCUUCAGGCCUCUUGUGCUAUGAGAACGACAUUCCGCAUCCCAACAUGAGCUUGCUAGAGGGCUUUCUCAAGCCGGUUCUCGACAGUUAUCUCGGCCAAAUUUACCUGCGAACGCAUCUCAACAGCAUCCAUCGCAUGCUGUACCCGCCAGAAGACCUGACCAAAGGCGGCCGAGCGGAUAUCCCGUUCAAAAACGUCGACUUUGUCUCUGAUGCGGUUUCCGGAAUGGAAUGGGUCGCACCAAGCUUCGCCUUCAGGGAAGAUGAUCCUCCAGCCUCGGACAUUUUAUCCGCAAGACUCCGUGCCAAGUACUGGGGUGCUCAAGUCCUGACGUAUCGGCCUUUCUUGAGGCAAAUUUUACAGCUUUCGUUUGUUGAAAAUCAUUCGACCAAUGAACAACUGCCUUCAGUAAAGUUCCGCGCCGAGGUCGAAGCCCCGCAGUUGCUAGUUUUCGCUCGGAAAGCCAUCAAGGCUCUUAUCGAGAGCACAAGGGCUUUCCAUGGGCUUGGCGAGAAGCGGCCUAUCAUCACCAACGUCUUUGGCACUGCGCACGCGCAAUGGGGCAACUUGCUGGUCUUGUCUGCUGCGUUCAAAGAUCCCAUCAUGGGCAGAUACAUUGAUGAAAAGCUCCUGCGCCACUUGUUUCCAGAGACGAUUCGCUUUUUGCGUCAAUCUGCAACGGCCACGAGCUCGCUGCGGAUCGACAUGCACAUUCUCGAAGGAAUCCAAAAGGACUUCUGGGACAUUGAAACUUCCUAG